CUUCCUGGGCCUGCUCGGUGCUCGGCCGUCCGCCCUGCGUUGCCGCUGCGCACUGCUCUUGAUUCCGCCGUCAUGUCGACCGCAAUGAACUUCGGGACCAAAAGCUUCCAGCCGCGGCCACCAGACAAAGGAAGCUUCCCGUUGGACCACUUCGGUGAAUGUAAAAGCUUUAAAGAAAAAUUCAUGAAGUGUCUCCGCGACAAGAAUUUUGAAAAUGCAUUGUGCAGAAAUGAAUCUAAAGAGUAUUUAAUGUGCAGGAUGCAAAGGCAGCUGAUGGCCCCAGAGCCACUGGAGAAGCUGGGCUUCAGAGAUGUGAUGGACGAGAAGCCGGAGACCAAGGACAAAUGCUGAGGAGAAAACGACAGGGCCGGCUCCCCAGCUGCCUAAAGCAGAUCUGAACCCUCUGCCCACAGAGCCGGGAGACCCGAGGCUCACCUGUGCUGCUCAGUGGAGGGAGUCCUCAAGGGGACUGGAGAACACCCCAAAAUGCUUCCUCAGCUGUCCUCAGUUUCCCUUCAGACAGUGGUCUUAUUCUUCCCACUGUGUGUGUCACAGGAUCCCCUCAGGGCCGAACUCGGAUGUGAUAUCCUGCCCAGUGUGGCCAUCACACCACAGAGCCCGGGACACUUUCCACAAUGACUCAGCCUGUCGCAGACUGAGUCUUCAUACUAGAACCUAUCAGUGAAACCAUGUGACGGCAGAAUGUCCACCCUUCGUGCUCACAGACGCACGCACGCCAGCUCGUUUCCCUUUGUUCUUUUCUUUUCUUUGAACCAAACUGGAAUACAAAGUAGGAAGUGGGAAA
This is a messenger RNA of Arvicola amphibius (Eurasian water vole), 805 nucleotides long. Its product is annotated as cytochrome c oxidase assembly protein COX19. NCBI's taxonomy places the organism in Eukaryota, Metazoa, Chordata, Mammalia, Rodentia, Cricetidae. Bases 73 to 351 code for a protein of 92 amino acids. Gene Ontology annotation, cellular component: mitochondrial intermembrane space. Gene Ontology annotation, biological process: mitochondrial respiratory chain complex IV assembly. The transcript has 3 exons. The record is from RefSeq and is a predicted model, not a curated record.